ACGUCUACGUUGUCAGUACGUGCGAUGAGAGUCGUGCAGCGUGCAUCAUGUUGUAUCACCUGUUGCUGCAGACAGUAAAGACACAACAGUCAGCAGGUGUGUCACCCGGUCAGCCUCACCUCCUGCAUUAUCGUCUUUAUGACGUUAAUGACGUGGAGAAGGCCUUCAACUACUUGUCACAGGCGGCGAGCGGAGGGUCGUUGUACGUCAUCGUUGAUGAAGUGAGUGGAAUCAAGAACUUUCAGACUUUGUAUGAGAAGCUGCUGACACGAGUUCCUCGUCUCCAUCUGUGGGCGGCAAGUUAUUUCCACCAAAACGCACCCGCCGGCUGGCAAGUGGAAUAUUUAACCAGACCCCUCCGCUCUCCACCAACCGUCGUCAGGGAAGUCGAGCAGGACGAGAUGAUCACUACAGACCGUCAUGUCCUACGGUACAGUGAGCGAGGUGUGCCCGACCACACAGACGGCCCGCCAGUCAGACGACUGUAUCACCGAGGUCACAGUGACUCAGGUCGAUUUCCAGAAGAUUGUGUGACGUGCGGUCGUGAGGUGGCCAGCUUCCUACAAAGUCUCCGUGUUGGUGUUACAGAGAACAGCACCACAACAUCUACAGCAUUGACCUCCACCAACGGCGCCACAACACCACCCUGUAUACAGUGGAGAGACGUGCUGGUGUUGUCCUUGGGUAACUUUACUGUCAAAUCGGGUAUGGUGACAGGACUGCAAGAAGCGGGUAUCCCAGUGCAAAUAAUGGAGGAUGACUACAUCGAGGACUUGGCCACGGCCCGCAGUGACGUGGUGUGGAUGACGCGUGGACAUUAUAUUCGUGGUCUAGAGAGAAAAGUCGUCGUGUGUAUCGUCGAACGUGAUUUACAAGAUUUGAAAGUAGAACGGAUGCACCCUUUACAUAUCCGACUUAACCUCAUGUCCCGCUGUACGUCACAACUUGUUCUUAUCUACCCUGACAGGUUGACACCUGAAGGUGACUGACACUGACACUGACACACCUGUCACCUGCUGUAGUUGUGUGUCAGUCUCUUUCAUCAACAAUUGUCUUCAUCAACAAUUUCCUUCUCCUGAUUUGUGGACCUGUGUUUGUGAGUGGUGUUCAUGCGCUUUGCAGCAGCAGAUCGUUCGCUCACAAUUGUGGUCCUUUUUAGCCGUCGGAUCGUUUGAUACUGUAUAGGUUUUGAUGUGAACUUUCCUUUUGGUUUUCUGCAGCUGCUAAUGUGGAUUUUAUUGGUGUACUUUUAUGUACAAUUUCGGCGAAUUGAGCGUUUCUCCAUGAUACGGAUUUUGCGUGUUAUAAAACCCACAUCAUCAUCAUCAUCAUCAUCAUCAUCAUCAUCAUCAUCAUCAUCAUCGUCAUCGUCAUCGUCAUCGUCAUCAUCAUCAUCAUCAUCAUCAUCAUCAUCAUCAUCAUCAUCGUCAUCGUCAUC
Pomacea canaliculata is the source of this 1438-nucleotide messenger RNA. RefSeq lists its product as uncharacterized. Lineage: Eukaryota; Metazoa; Mollusca; Gastropoda; Architaenioglossa; Ampullariidae. The transcript is spliced from 3 exons. The record is from RefSeq and is a predicted model, not a curated record. The coding region runs from base 48 to 989 and encodes 313 amino acids.